GACACUUUUAACAUCUACUCUUUAUUGCCAGAUUACAUCUACUCCAUAGUAGAUUCUCUAUGCUACUUACGUGUCACGAAGUUGUCAAAAAGAAAACUGCUACAGAAGUUUUUUCAAAAUGCUUCAAUUUUGUGGGGUAUGUUAUAUGUGUUUGAGUAUUUGGGGUAUAAUCCAACUGGUAAUAAUGGGUGUAUUAUACAGGAUGGAAUCCCUGGGUUUAAUCGAGGAUACUGAAGAGCAUCAUUUCUCUGAUUUGGAUGACUUUAUAAAGCGCACCCAAGAAAACUAUAGGACUGUAUCGACCAACUGCUUCAUCGCCGCUGCCAUUUAUGUAGUGAUACUAGGCUGUUCGUUGCUGUGCCUCUGGAAGGCGAAGAAGGCCGAGAAAAUGAAGGAAGCUAAGCUGCUGGAUGACAAGUUGAGCUGCACAUUCGAAGUUGUUGAGUUAACGGAGAAGCAAAAGAAAAAGAUCAAGUAGGAAGAAUCUUUUUUGGUGAAAAUACUAAACCGACAUUUUUUGCGAUUCGCGCGGGGUAAACAAACACAGAUUGCGCCGUUACCUACAUCUACAGUUUUUAAGGGAGAGAUAAUGAAACAUUACCAGCAGUAACUCUUCUAACGUACUCCGCUCCUAUGUACCUACACGGCGCUCAUAUUCCAUGGUUACGGUCCCCUGAGUCACGCUGGUUUUAUGGAAAAUUAUGCUACUGAAAUUAUGCAAGCAUGCAUGUAGUCUAUGUUUGUAGGUGCAAAUUAAGGAAAGGGCUUGUUAACACCAGAAAAAUGCAUGUUUGAAUAGUUUAAGAAGCAUAAUUUUGCAUAAAAGCAGCGUGACUCAGGGGACCGUAACGAUGGCAAUAACAAGCAAGAAAAAGUUGAUUCAACCCAUUUAUACUGCGUGAUAUAAGUUUGUUAGAAGAGUUACAGGUCUUAGACUGUACUAAUGUCCUCUAGAAUGAUUUUUAUAUGUAUACCUAAUAGUAUUACCUAUUAGGUUUUUCAGUGUAAAGUAUUUGACCUGAAGCUUUCUUAUUUAGUGGCCCAGGUGUUAUUUAUUCCGGUCGAUGGAACCGAAAUGCGGCAA
This is a messenger RNA of Leguminivora glycinivorella, 1084 nucleotides long. RefSeq names its product ribonuclease kappa-like. Gene Ontology annotation, molecular function: RNA endonuclease activity. The record is from RefSeq and is a predicted model, not a curated record. The transcript is spliced from 3 exons. The coding region runs from base 119 to 478 and encodes 119 amino acids. Lineage: Eukaryota; Metazoa; Arthropoda; Insecta; Lepidoptera; Tortricidae.